Messenger RNA from Ramularia collo-cygni, 3117 nucleotides. RefSeq lists its product as uncharacterized. The transcript has a single exon. Gene Ontology annotation, cellular component: nucleus. Gene Ontology annotation, biological process: regulation of DNA-templated transcription. The record is from RefSeq and is a predicted model, not a curated record. Bases 1 to 3117 code for a protein of 1038 amino acids. Lineage: Eukaryota; Fungi; Ascomycota; Dothideomycetes; Mycosphaerellales; Mycosphaerellaceae. Gene Ontology annotation, molecular function: transcription cis-regulatory region binding; DNA-binding transcription factor activity.
AUGGGGAGCGAGUCGUCUCAGAUUGAGAAGCCCACUGCAUCUCAGUUGCCAGAGGUGCAGGAGGAUGAGCACAGCGACGAGGCUGACACAGACGCUCUUUCCGUCGCCGGCAGCAACAAAACCUCUGGUACCAACAACACCUCCGCAAGUCGCGCUCUGGCGCGCGACCUGGAGAACUCAGUCCUGCAAAGUAGUCUAGAUCGCGAGCAGCGGAGAAAGCGGAAGAGGAAGAGCGUCGAAUCGCAACCGAGUGCCACGGAAGACCCUCCCGAUCCCGCCAUUUCUCCCGCACAAAACAGCGCUGCACAGCAAGACACCGAGGAGGAGGACGAAGACAUGGCCUCCAACGACAAUUCCAGUGUCAAUGACACGCCACGAAGCGAGCGUGAUACUGAACGCAAGCACCUGCUCCGGGAGUUACACCGCAUGAAAAAGACGGUGCUGGUCAACAGCGGCAGGGCCAAGUGGGCACCGAGGAUCAAUGGAGCGAAAUGGGAGGUGGAGAAGCUUCCGCCUGGCCAGUGGUCGAAGCGGGAGCUCUCGAACGAGGAAGAGGCGACCUUGAAAAAGUACAAGGCAAAAGUGAAGGACUUGAAGAAACGUCUGAAAGCGUUUGACAGAGCCGCAGACGCCGAGGUCGAUGGCAGAGAAGUGGAGCACAAUCAGCCAAUGUCAGAGGAUGAGAUCGCUCUACCAAGCGAUCAUGCGCUGGUCCCGGCUUCCAAGCAGGUUUUGACAGACGAUGAGCCGAUACAUACUCAAGACCCCGCUCAAGCAAGUCUGAGCAAGGUGGAUCGUAAGCGUCAAAGGAGGGAGCAUCCCAAGCCCCGCUCAGAGGCCGAAGCAGAGAUUCAAGUCGAAGAGGACGAGCAGAUGGCAGAAGCACCAAGUAAGAAGCGGAAGCGCCCUCAACCACAAGCCAUCACGUCCAGCCCACCACGGCCGUCUGCGGCCGCGGAAAGAAAACCGGUCCUGCGGAGUGUGGCGGGCAAACACAAGACAGAGCUGGUCAAAUCAUGGCUGAGCAGUCAAGGGCCGCAAGAUGACAUGGAUGGGGCCUCCGAGCACAGUGACCCUGACGUGCCCGAGCCCUCACGAAAACGAAAGCGCACGUCAAAAGACCCAGAGGAGGACGACGACGAAUUUCAGGCAGCCAGCGAGGACCAAGACGGUCGAUCAGCUGACUCAGAUGAUGACUUGCCAACAUUCAAGCCUGUYACGGUGCCUUCGAAGAAAGCGAGAGGCCCAAAGAGCUCGAAAAGCACAGUUCGUUCGAAGCAGAGGGCACCAUCAGAAGAGUCACAUGCUGCUCGAGAGAUGCCUGCAAUGUCCACUGGCCCGUUCACGGCAGACGAAAAGUCGCUGGCAGACUCAGUCUUCAACCAAGUGUUGCUCAGCGAAGGGAUCGACGAGGCUACACUGAAACAAAAUAUUAGCAAUUGGCGAAGCGCCGGCACAUUCAAAGAGGAAAUCGAGGCUGCUUUCCCGGCUCGGGAGAAAGCUUCCCUUCGAAAGUUCUGUCAGAGGAGAUACCAUAUGCAAGAACGAGGGCCUUGGACAGCCGAGCAAGAUGAAGAUCUUCGCAAUGCGCAAGCGAAUUAUCCUGAUCAGUGGCGAAAGCUGCAAGAUAUCGUUGGCCGCACUGCAGCAGACUGCAAGGAUCGAUGGACGAUGCACCUGUCUCAUAGCAAGAGAACUGGCGCUUGGUCGCAAGAUGAGGAAUGCAAACUGGUGGCUGCUGUAGAGAAUGCAAUGGAAACCAUCAAKAAUGAUGCCAAAACCGAUCCGGAAGUUGCUGCAGACAGAGUGGCCCUCGAGGAUGCUGUUCAUUGGAAAUGGAUUGCAAAAGAGCUUGGCAACACGCGAAACCCUAAGCAGUGUCGUGAAAAGUGGCAAAAUCUCAAGCGGAGAGAGACCAGAGAGUCCACUAAGCAUGACGGAACGUCUCGCGGGCCAGCCAAAGUACGUGCAUCGACGGCGAAGAAGCUCAACGCGGUACGGAAGAAGGUCCGGUCGUUCGAAAUCGGUGACUUCUAUGACAUCUUUGUCGAGAUACACACAGCUUUCGAUGAUACGUCUGAGCGUUUUCAGGAUGAGGAUAGCGUACUCUGGUCGAUCGUGGCCCAGAAGAACAUGGGCAGCAGAUUCAGUCUCAGCUCGAUGGGCGGCGCCCUUCGCCGUGUAGCUCUAGAACACGCAUUGAAGGAGUGGAAUGUCGACUCGAAGAAAAUCCGGCGGAGGCUUGAGAGUUCGGAGGCCUUGCCUGCCAAAGCAAAAGUGCUGGCUAAGCUCCUGGAAAAAAGUUACGCCGGACGCCUACAUGCCAUGUCGAGAACCUUCAUGCCUGAAAUGAUCGGGAUGAGCAAAGCCGACAUCUUGCAGUUCAAAGCGGAGAAGAAGAAGGCUUUGGCUGAAAAGAUGAAGGAAAGGGCAAUCGCAGCGAAGAGGGUGAGGGUGAAAUCUCAGGCAUUUGUAAAUGACAUGGAAGAUACAGACGAAGACGGCGAUGAUCCCGAUGGAGUACAUCUACGUACACCUGCAAUUGACGACGACGAGGGGAGUGAAGAGGAGGAUAUUGGAGAUGAUGAUAGCGAGGAGGAUCAAUCUGUCUGUCAGCGGAGACUUGAUGCUCAGCUCAAUGGCCGGCAAGAAGACCGUGGAGAGGAGAACGAGGGAUCCGACCUGCCCGGCGUCACCUCCAUUCCAAAAAGCGAAAACCCAGGAAGCGUUCCUGAUGCCGGCCAAGAUUCUGAACCCGAAAGUGACGCGCGAGACGCGCUUCUUAAGCAGGAGUCUGUGUCAGACGAGAGCGAGGAUGUACAGAGCUGGGGCCCUGCGGAUCCCAAUGAUCCGCACGACGCCGAGAUGUUGCGCCGAUUUGACGCUGCGAUCAAGGAAAUGGAGCAGCCCGCGCCGCCCGUGUAUGAUUCCACAGACGACGACGAAGAUGCAAAGGAUCUGGUCUAUGAUUCUGAUGAUGACGAUGAUGCAGGGCGAGAAGCCGUCGAAAGUCUGGCAGGUCGUUACCCUGCGUAUCCGGCGUACGCUGUGAGCUCACAUGGAGUUGAAACACCGGUAGUCAACCGGGACAAUUUCAUAAGAAAAUGUCGCGAGUGA